CUGUAUGUACGUGUGGGAUUGUGAGUGAGGUUUGAGGAGAGAGCGACGAGACCAGGAGGAGAGUGGACUGAGAGAGCAGCACACUGUUCACACUCCAAUCAAGACACUGAUCUGUGUUGGCACCAGGGAAUAACUACAAGGGAACGGGUUACAGAUAGCGAGUCUGACUGCUUCAGCAUAAUGGCCGCUUCUUACAACUGCUCUUUGGAUCUAAUGGCUGAAAAAGGCAGCUGGUUUUGUCCUCAAGGAGAAAAGAGUUCCAAUCUGACGCCCAGCACGAACAGCAGCCAAACAAAUCUGGAUGAUGCAUGUCUGAUGGAGUACCUGGAGAAAUAUCUGGGGCCUCGUCGAUCACCUGUGUUCCUUCCCAUGUGCCUCAUCUACCUGGUCAUCUUCAUGGUAGGUGUGGUGGGAAAUGCGCUGACGUGCACCGUCAUUGCACGCAACAAAGUGAUGUGGACACCAACAAACUACUACCUGUUCAGCCUGGCAGUGUCAGACCUGCUUGUGCUGCUGCUCGGCAUGCCAUUAGAGCUGUACGAGCUGUGGCAGAACUAUCCCUUCCUCCUGGGGAAGGGCAGCUGCUACUUUAAAACAUUCUUAUUCGAGACUGUUUGCUUGGCGUCUAUCCUCAAUGUAACGGCGCUGAGCGUGGAACGUUACAUUGCUGUGGUGCACCCGCUACGCGCAAAGUACGUUGUAACACGCACCCAUGCCAAGCGGGUCAUCUUAACGGUGUGGGGUGUGUCGAUCUUGUGUGCUUUGCCUAACACAAGUCUGCAUGGGAUAGACGUCCUUCACCUUUGCUCCACGGGUCCUGCUGGGAACAUAAGUAUGGCGAUUCCUGACUCAGCACUCUGCACCCUGGUGAAACCACGUUGGAUGUACAACCUGACCAUUCAGGUGACCACCUUGCUUUUCUUCAUUCUGCCCAUGCUCACCAUCAGCGCUCUCUACAUGCUCAUUGGGCUACAGCUGAAGCGGGAGAAGAUGCAUCAAGCGCUGGAGGCAAAGUCGAGCUUUGGACAAGACAGCUUCUGUAACAUCCGAAGUCAGCAGCAGAAGGCACGUCGUCGGCAAGUCACUAAAAUGUUGUUCGUUUUAGUGGUGGUUUUCGCAAUCUGCUGGGCCCCAUUUCACACAGACCGUCUCAUGUGGAGUUUCAUCAGUCACUGGACUGACAGUCACCUGGAAAUCUUCCAGUACGUGCACAUCAUCUCCGGAGUGUUUUUCUACCUCAGCUCAGCAGUCAAUCCAAUCCUAUACAACCUCAUGUCCACACGCUUUAGAGAAAUGUUCAAGGAGGUCAUGUGCCAUCGCCCACAUCACACCGCUCCCAGGAAACACUCGCUCAGUGUCACCCGAGUGACGCUCCGCAGCACCUUGAGCGAUGCGCCGCUCGGCAAUGGCGCCGCUGUCGUUGAAGCCGAGGCAGAAGAUGGAGAAUUGAGGACGAAAGAUGAGACCAGUUUUACAUAGGGUAUGUCAAGGGAAGACAUAUUGUUGGUGAGAUGGCUUGUUAAGAAAGACUGUCCCAUUCUUUAACAUCCACUUUGAACAGUUGCAUCAGCUAAAUACAUAAAGUAAUCUGAGUGGAAGAACUGCAAAAAAAAAAAAAAAAAAAGGCAAACCGCUCCACUGAAGCUGUCAAACCGCAGUUUAAAUAUGACUAUGUUGCUUUUGGAAACUUUAUACAAAACUCAACAAAUCACAUACUGAAGCUUAACUCCAAACCUUUUCAAAUCUACCUGGGCAGGAUGAGAUACACACUUAAACCUUUAGCAAUGAUGCAGGAAUGUACAAUAGAAGGUCAUUUGACGUUAGCCAGCGUAAAAGUUCAGUGUUCAAAAGUUGGUUUGAUGAAGACAUUUAUUUUUUGUGAGAGCUGCAUUCAGUUUUGGAAAAUAUUUUUAAAUGAUGACAAUAUGUUUCACAAAUCCUGGCCUUUAUAAUGUGAG
Molecule: messenger RNA, 1958 nt
Organism: Scatophagus argus
Lineage: Eukaryota; Metazoa; Chordata; Actinopteri; Scatophagidae
Gene: nmur1a
Product: neuromedin U receptor 1a
Exons: 3
Coding region: 181-1479 (432 amino acids)
Biological process (GO): G protein-coupled receptor signaling pathway
Cellular component (GO): plasma membrane
Molecular function (GO): neuromedin U receptor activity
Source: RefSeq, a predicted model, not a curated record